Didymodactylos carnosus is the source of this 1107-nucleotide messenger RNA. The record is from the annotation of a GenBank genome assembly. NCBI's taxonomy places the organism in Eukaryota, Metazoa, Rotifera, Eurotatoria, Philodinida, Philodinidae.
AUGCCACAUAUCACACGAUCCAAAUUAAACACCAGAGAUCUAACACUCGAAGAAUGCAUACAAUAUGCUACAAAUUCCGCUAAAGAAGACUUAUCAUCAACACGCAACAAAAAAUCGUCUUCUGAAGAAAAAUUAGAGGAACAACUAAAUUCAGUACCUAGAACAUCAGAAGAUACACUCCAUCGCAAUACAUCGUCAAUUCUUUCAUCCCAAACAAAACAACAAUCACCUAUAUCAACUGACCCUGUCCUUGCACAUACUCCCGUAAUAUCAACGUCUACACUCACAGGUCGUAGUACAACUUCAUUAAACAUGGAUAACGUGGAACAAUUCAAAACGUUUGAAAAAGACCAAUUAGACACAAUCCUAAUACUUGAUCAUACCAGAACCGAUACAAUUCUACUAUGGCUUUCAUCUAUUGAACAAGUUUUUACCGAUUUGAGCUAUAAAGAACGAUUAUGGCCAUCUUUAUCAUACGAUUACCUGGAUUAUGAAUUACAAGACUGGUACAAUAAAUCUAUUUCCGCUUUUUCAAACGAUUGGACAAAAUUUAAAACACAACUUGGUUUAUACAUAAAUCAAGCUUCUGCUUUAUCAACACGUGCUGUAAAUUUUCAAUUAACGACAACUACAGAUCAUAAUAAAUCAGUUGAAACACAGCAAGAAUCUUCUUUUACAAAUGAUAUUAAAGCGGAAGAAGCUACACAGAAACAUGCAGAUCAACAGAAAACAAAUCAGAUUUUGAAAACUGUUGGUGCCUUUCCCAAGUUUCACGGGGGAACCGGUGCUGAGUCAUGGUUAAUAAAUAUUCUCAAACAGUUCAGGGAUUUAGAUAUUACCCAUGAAAUUAGAUUGUAUUAUGUAAAACAUAUUAUGGAAGAUCAAGCAUUAUCUUGGUAUUUUGAGCACGAAGACGAAUUUUCAAGUUUUGCUGCAUUCGUGAAACUCUUUCGUGCACAUUUCAUUAAAGCACCAGUUGUCACUACGCCUGUUUCUGCUUCUCACACGUCUUGCUUCUCUACCCUUCAAUCAAACACUACAUGUACAACUUCUGAACAAUUUGAAGGUAUAUUAUUACCAGCCCUUCUUGAAGAUUUUCUCAAAAAA